GAAGAAGUAUAGCAUACUAUAACAACUUUAUCAUCUCAAUUUUCCUAAUAGUUAAACUGGCAAUCACGGAUUUGAAAACAUUUUUAAGUAAUACUCCACAUGUCCUGAAAGAAAGUGGCACAUAUGACAAAUGUACAACUCUCGUAAACCAUGAACCAUAUUUAUACUACGUAUAUUUUUAAUAUAUUUGUUGAUUUAAAUAAAUGUGUGAUAGCAACUCUCUCUAUGACUCUUUUAUUAUCUUUUGACAAAUGAUGUGAAAUUAUCUUCUAUUCAAACAGGUCUUUUUUUUGGGAUAAACAGAUACUAAGGUGCAGGGAAAAUGUAACCGGAUAUGACACUCCAAUUCUGUUGGAAACAAAUUACAAAUUAAAAAAAACAGUAAUGCUUUAGUCUUCAUCGGUGCCAAAAUAUUUGUCGACAAACUCACCCAUUCCUGGAAUGACACGAUAAUCUUCGUUUAAGUGGGUUUCAAUAUCAGAUGUGACAAUGUUUAUUCUUGGGAAACGUUUGCAAACAACAUGAACACCCGUAGGUGCAGAUAUGAGAUUUAGGAAGAUAAUGUUGCAUACCGGGACACCCUUCUUUAUCAGUAGAGAGCCUGAACUGCUGAAUUCCCACUUCCCAGGAUAGGAUCCAGCAAUAAGACUCGCCUCUCUGCUAUGUCAUGUGGUAGUUUUCAUAGACUAGAUGCUGGCCAUGAUCACUUUCUCGGCGAAUUAGAAAUUUUCCAGUUUUUAUACCCUUACAGCAUGCCGGCAGAGCAUUGUCCAUACUCUCCCCACUUCUAAUUACUGAGACGCCACAUAAUCUCUUACCAAAAUCAUGUACACAAAGCCUGUUGGGGUGAUGACCUGCUUUUCUGUAAAUGGCAGAUGCCCCAUACCAAGUUCAACUACCAAGCGGAUCAACCAGUCAGCAUAAAAUACAAAAUCAUGUUUCGUCAUUUGGGAAUCACAAAUAAGAGUAUGCAUGCCUCGUAUCUUAAAAGUCGAAGGAAUAACGUAGAGAUUGGGAUAUAUUUUACAAAGAUCACGUUGACCAAUAUUUGUGCUUAUGUGCUGGACAAUUAAAUCAAUAGCAACGUGAUAGUCUCCACCCCGGACAAUUAAAACAAUUAUGUGCUGUACUUCUUUGUUGGAAGAAUGCAAUAUCCCUCUCCUUUUCAACUGUGUCACUUCUUAUUCUCCUUGCAAGGCGUACAUCAGCAUCUAUAUCUACAAAUGUCUUCAUAUUCAUCAGAUUUCUGACGCGAGGGUCGUGAAAAAUAAGAAUGCCUUCUAGAAUCAAAACAUCUGAUGGAUUUACCCUUCUCAAUGCAAUGUUUUUGAAAGUCUUUGGAGGUCCUCCCAGUAGCCUUCUAGAAUCAAUGUUUCUGUAGCACCUGCAGGCAUAGUUGUCGAUGGCGUCAAAUGGCGCGCGCGCCAUGCGCCAUGAGGCGCAGUUUUAACCCCUGCGCUACGGAAAAGAGCUGUGGCGAGGCAAAUACACAUGGCGGCGCCAUUCUUGCGCCUUCGCCAUACCUGCGCCUUCGCCAUGGCGAUGCGACUGCCUUUUCUAAAAAGAGGCCGCGUCUUUGAGCUGUAAGUUGUGGCCUUUUGGCCCAUAAUUAUCUGCGACCCAUUAUAACCAUAAAACUGUAACAAAAACUUACUAUUUUUAGCCCAUAUUACUAACUACAACCCUAAAGUCAAUAAACACAACAAAGUCAAUAUCCGGAAGUUAAAGCUGCUCUGCGCAAGAAAGGGUAUGCGACAAACUACAGAAAGGCAAACGACAGAAAAGCUGCUCUACACAUGACUCUCAUUGACUUCUUCCAACUACACAAGAGGUAACCGAAGAGGCAGAGCCACAAAGGAUGUCUGUUGCCUUUGCUAAGGAGUUCUGUGAGAAAGUAAAAGAAAAAAACAACAAUGAAUUGCGCUGCACGUACUGCGGGCACGUGACUAAAGGUGGAAUUACAAGGUUUAAACAACACUUGACUGGGAAGCACCGCAACACAAAAUAGUGUGAACUCAUUCCCGCUGAUAAGAGGGCUGAACUACAGGCGCUAGUCUUGAAAGAAUCUACUGCUAACUCAGAAAAAAAUGUGUGUGAACAAACGUUUCGAAGUACAUACACAGUACAAUAGUCUGGUGGGUCAAGUGCCAAUAGGGUGAAUGGAGAUGAUGACGUUGAGAUAACUGGUUCUCAGUCAAAUGCAGAGGGAGGUGGUGUGUCUGGGCCUGUGGAUAAGUUCGUAUAUCCAACAAAAAAACGUAAGAAGGAGGCAUUGACACAAUCAACAAUCCGAUCACACUUGAAGAAAAAAGAGAGGGAUGAAUAUGCUCAAAGCCUUUGUUUGUGGUUUUACAGGAACAACAUCUCCUUUAAUGUGGUUCAUGACCCUUUGCUGAAAGAAACACUAGAAAAGAUUGGCAGGUUUGGAGCCGGGUUUAAAGCACCAACGUAUCAUGAAGUGAGGGAGACGUUCUUGCGAAAAGAGGUAGCCAAAACAGAUCUGGUGGUCAGUGAGCACAAAAAAUUCUGGGAAUUAGAUGGCUGCACUAUUAUGUCAGAUGGGUGGCAGGAUAAAAGGCACAGAACUCUAGUGAACUUGUGCGUGAAUUCUAGCAAGGGGACAGUGUUCAUGAAAGCCGUAGAUGCUUCAUCUUACAAGAAGACCGGGGAAGCACUUUUCAAGCUCUUUGAUGAGUGGAUUAAAGAAAUAGGUCCUCAAAGUGUGAUACAAGUUGUGACCGACAAUGCUAAAAAUUAUGGAUUAGCGAAGAAGAAAAUAGAACAAAGAUAUCCACAUAUCUUCACAACGGGAUGUGCAACUCACUGUCUUGACCUUGUUCUAGAAGACUUUUCAAAGAAGAUGCCGAUAGUUAGAAGAACUGUGAAGACGGCACAAGGGAUUACUACCUACAUCUAUAGCCAUACCAUUGUUCACAACUUGAUGAAGGAAUUUACCAAGGGGAGAGAGCUAGUUAGACCUGCUGCCACCCGCUUUGCCACUAACUUUCUGACUCUUCAAAGUCUUCUCACGCAGAAACACGCAUUGAGGCAAAUGUUUGCUUCACCGAAAUGGUAUGAAAGUGAGUUUGCAAAAACUACGGAAGGUAAAUCUUGUUUUGAGUCGAUUUAUCGUCAAAGCUUUUGGAGAAGUGUUGCCUAUGUUAUGAAGAUUUCUUUGCCCGUAGUGAAGGUAUUGAGAAUUACUGAUGGAGAGGUGCCUCCAAUGGGCUUUAUUUAUGAGGCUAUGGAGAGAGCGAAAUUGGGAAUAAAAAACACAUUGGGAGGUAAAGAAGAGAAAUACAUGCCUCUUUGGAAGAUAAUAGAUAAACGUUGGAAUGAGAACCUGCAUUCUCCAUUACAUGCAGCGGGGUAUUAUCUCAAUCCUCAAUUCUUCUACCCUAAUUCACGGCGAAUCCUCGGAGAUGAAGAAGUAUGUGAUGGCUUUAUAAAGUGUGUGGAGAAUAUGUUGCCCACUAGCAUUGGAGAGAGUGUAGAGUUCUCAACUGAGAUAUCAAACUAUACAAAUGCUAGAGGAAGUUUCCGAACUAAUAUGGCAAUGAACAAUAGGGACAAACAACCACUGGUUGACUGGUGGCUUGCAAAUGGCUCCUCGUCUCCCACUUUGCAACAUCUUGCUGUUCGGAUCCUUAGUUUAACUUGCAGUGCUUCUGGAUGUGAACGAAAAUGGAGUGCUUUUGAAAAUGUUCAAACCAAGAAAAGGACAAGGUUGCUGCCAAAAAAAAUGAAUGAUUUGGUAUACAUUCGGCAGAAUCAACGUCUUCAAGAUCAAGCUUUCAGAAAAAUGAAAAUAUGUUUGGAAGACAUUGAUGAUUGCAAUGAAUGGAUUGAUGAAGCUGCCGAGCAAAAUGAAAUGGAAAAUUGGGAUGUAGUGGAAGAAGUUGUUGGUGUUAAUGAAGCAAAUCACAUUACAAGAGCAACAACAACAAGAGCAUCAACACUUCAGUUGCACGACGAAGAGGAGAUGGAGGAGACAGCGGAGGCGGAGGAGACAGAUGAGGUUGAAGAUCCCUCUGAUGAUGAACUCAAUGAGGAUGAUGUGCCAUUGCUAUCAGAUUCAGACCAAGAGGAUGAGGAGUGGGAUGAUUGAUGAUGAUUAUGGCAUAAUCAUCAAACAAUAACAAGCUAACAAGCCUAAAUCCUAACAUAUUUUGCAUGACAAGAAACUUCUUUUGAAUAUUAGGUUUUUUGGAAGUACUUUAAACUACUUUAAAGUACUUUAAACUGUUUUUGUGUUGUUAUUCAACUUUUUAUAUUGUUUUGGUGGUUGUGUUGAUCAAGUAUAGUGUCUAUAGUUCGUUUUUGUGUUUUUUU
Cuscuta epithymum is the source of this 4332-nucleotide messenger RNA. NCBI's taxonomy places the organism in Eukaryota, Viridiplantae, Streptophyta, Magnoliopsida, Solanales, Convolvulaceae. The record is from the annotation of a GenBank genome assembly.